GAAGAAGUUUGGCCCAGUUCGCGUGCCAUUACGGCUGCGCGUCACGCUGAGGAUUGUGGGAGUUGGGGGCCUACGUGUGGCUCGGAGAAGUCUCGGAAUUGUGUCUGGUUUCUUCAAGUAUUUGCCCAGUCAGACAUUUAAAAAUGGCAUCCAAACAAGAAAUAAUGAGUGACCAGCGGUUUAGGCGGGUUGCAAAGGACCCGAGAUUUUGGGAAAUGCCAGAAAAGGAUCGAAAAAUCAAAAUUGACAAGAGAUUUCGAGCAAUGUUUCAUGACAAAAAGUUCAAAUUGAAUUAUGCUGUGGAUAAAAGAGGACGCCCCAUCAACCAUAGCACUACAGAGGACUUGAAGCGUUUUUACGACCUUUCAGAUUCUGAUUCGGAUCUCUCUGAUGAAGAUAAUAAAGCUUUGAACCAAAAGAAACUGAAGAAGAAAAAACCCCAGACUAAAAACGAAAAAGAAUCAAAAAAUCUUGUUGAGGAGAAAAAGAAAGAAGCCAAGAAAAUUAAUCAAAAGGAUUCUGGAAAUAAGAAUGAUUUAGAUAACUCCGAGAGAAUUCAGAAAAUGAAAACCUCGUGCAAAUCUAAGAAGAUAGAGUCAACAAGUCCCAAGAGCGAUAGCAAAGAAUUUAUACAAAAAAGUACAAAAGGGAAAAAAAACGUUGUUCAACAUAAUACAGACUUGUUUCCCAAAGGAAAAUUAAGAACAGUAGACUCAGGCACCUCUGAAAUUGCACAGUCUCCCAAAGUCAAGUAUUCUGAGACAGGAAGAGAAAUGCAAUCAGUGGUUCCAUUCAUAAUGGCAAGAGACAGUGAUGGUCAUGAAAACUCAGCAAGUGGUAAAAUGUUUGACAAAGAAGCUCUGGAGGAAGAUUCAGAAAGUGCUAGUGAAAUAGGAGGUGAUGAAGAAUCUGAAGAUGAAUUUACAGGCAUUUGUAGAGCUGUUGCUGCUGAUCUUCAUGAUGAUGAUGAUGAUGAUGAUGAUGAUGAUGAUGAUGAUGAUGGAGGGAAUGAAAAUGAUGAUGAGGAGGAUGAAGAUGAGGAUAGUGAGGAUGAUGAUGAAAGUGACAGUGGCCCCGAUCUUGCGAGGGGCAAAGGAAAUAUAGAAAGUAGUUCUGAAGAUGAAGAAGAUAUGGCAUAUUUACUUCCAGAGGAAUCUGGUUUUGAGCAUGCUUGGAGAGAAUUAGAUAAAGAUGCUCCUCGGGCUGAUGAGAUUACGCAUCGAUUAGCAGUUUGCAACAUGGACUGGGAUAGAUUGAAGGCAAAAGAUUUGCUGGCUUUGUUCAAUUCAUUUAAACCUAAAGGAGGUGUUAUAUUUUCUGUAAAGAUAUAUGCUUCAGAAUUUGGAAAGGAGAGGAUGAAGGAAGAGCAAGUUCAAGGACCAGUAGAGUUAUUAAGCAUUCCUGAAGAUGCCCCUGAAAAGGACUGGACCUGUAGAGAAAAACUGAGAGAUUAUCAAUUCAAACGACUGAAGUACUAUUAUGCGGUAGUAGACUGUGAUUCUCUUGAAACAGCCACUAAAAUUUAUGAGGAUUGUGAUGGCCUGGAAUUCGAAAGUAGUUGCUCGUUCAUAGAUCUCAGGUUUAUACCAGAUGAUAUUACUUUUGAUGAUGAGCCCAAGGAUGUAGCCUCAGAAGUGGAUUUAACAGCAUAUAAGCCAAGAUAUUUCACAUCUGCUGCAAUGGGAACAUCAACGGUGGAGAUCACUUGGGAUGAGACAGAUCAUGAAAGAAUUACAACACUCAACAGGAAGUUUAAAAAGGAAGAGCUUUUGGACAUGGAUUUUCAAGCCUACUUAGCUUCCUCUAGUGAAGACGAAGAAGAGAUAGAAGAGGAGCUACAAGGUGAUGAUGGAGUCAGUGUAGAAGAAGGUGGGAAAACAAAAAGAAGCCAGAAGGAUGAUGAAGAACAAAUUGCUAAAUAUAGGCAGCUCUUGCAAGUUAUUCAAGAAAAAGAAAAGAAAGGCAAAGAAAAUGAUAUGGAAAUGGAAAUUAAGUGGGUUCCAGGCCUUAAAGAAAGUGCAGAAGAGAUGGUCAAAAACAAAUUGGAAGGAAAGGAUAAACUGACCCCCUGGGAACAAUUUUUAGAGAAGAAGAAAGAGAAAAAAAGACUGAAAAAGAAACAAAAGGCUCUUGCUGAAGAGGCCAGUGAAGAUGAAGUUCCCUCUGAUGUUGAUAUGAAUGACCCAUACUUUGCCGAAGAAGCUAAAAAAAUAGGUAUAAAAGAAAAGAAGAAAUCAACAAAAUCUGCAAAAGAUGGCACAUCUCCAGAGGAACAAGCUGAACUAGAAAGACAAAAGGCUGAAAUGGCUUUGCUCGUGAUGGAUGAGGAGGAAGAGAGCAAGAAACACUUCAAUUAUAACAAGAUUGUGGAGCACCAGAAUCUGAGCAAAAAGAAGAAAAAACAGCUUAUGAAGAAGAAGGAAUUAUUGGAGGAUGACUUUGAGGUCAAUGUUAAGGAUGCACGGUUUCAGGCAAUGUAUACUUCCCACUUGUUCAAUUUGGAUCCUUCAGAUCCUAAUUUCAAGAAAACAAAAGCUAUGGAAAAAAUCCUUGAGGAGAAAGCCCGUCAGAGAGAACAAAAAGAACAAGAACUUACUCAGGCAAUAAAGAAAAAAGAGAGUGAAAUUCAGAAGGAAUCACACAAGAGAUCCAUUGAUCCUGCCUUGUCAAUGUUGAUUAAAUCUGUAAAAAACAAAACAGAGCAGUUUCAAGCAAGAAAAAAGCAAAAAGUCAAAUAGAUGUAUGUUGUUUCUUUUUGGUUUGAGAAUGUAUAAAGUAUACAGAAGUGAUGGAAGGAAUACUUAUUGGGAAUAGUGCUAUACCUUUCAAGAAUAUGAAUAAAAACUGACUGUUGUAAAAUUUAUUUUCUGUAUAUAACAGUUAGACCUAAUUGUGUAUGAUUGAUAGAUUUGUACUGUGUAUUUCCACAGAUUAAUCAUAAUUAAUCCAGAUUAUAGGAUGUAUAAAAUUUUUAUAUUUAUUACUCUGCUAGCUUUUUUUAAAGACUGUUUAUAAUUCUAUGUAAAAAAUAGAGGAGUGACCAAGUCUUAAGUCUGAAUAAGAGUUAGGAACAACUUGAAAAUAUGUAUAUGCAAUACAUUAACUUAUCUGGAAGCAGGAGGCAGAUUUAGAUACUUGUUUAAAUAAUUUAUAUUUCUAGCCAUAAUGAAUAGAAGCCAAUAACUUUCUUUGUUGUUUGGUCAUGUUUAUUAUAGUUUAUUAAUUUGUAAAUAAAAAUUUUUACUAUUUUGUAUAGCACUGAAUUCAUUUUAUUCACCUCCAGUAAACUACUCUCUGGAAAAAUAUCUGAAAAACUAACUCUUUAAGAGGACAACUCCAUGGAAAGGCAGUUCCAGGUCUGCAUUGUUCAUAAUUAUAUUUGAAAUGUUCGUGAGCUCUGCAAUGAUUUUUAUGUUUGUAGUAACAGAAAAUUCUGUCUGCCCUUCAGAGUUUUGGAAUGCUUGGAAGGAUGGGUAUGCUGCUAUAGAGUUUAAGGAAUCUUAAUUCUUUUUAAAAUUAAAUUAAAACACACCUUCAAAGCCUUAAUACUCCUGGAUUUCAUCUGGUCUAGGUUUUGUAAACUAUUAACUGACCACUUAGAAGAAUUAGGUGUGCUGUAUAAAUAAAUGAAAAUAAAAACCAAAAUAAUCACUUGGAAUGAAUGAUAAAUAUGGUAGCUUCUGAAAGGCAGUAGGCGUUUGGCCAGGUUUGUGGUUAAUAGUAAACUUAACAUUAUUGGUACAAAAAUUCAAGCCUGCCAACGUAGUAUAUUUUCAAGAAUAAAAGGAUGUAAGACUCAGAAUGAUAUCAAGAUAAUAAGGGCAUAUGAACAGUCUAUGGAAGGGGAAGGAAAAAAGAGGAUAUCUAAAAUUGCUCAUAAUAACAGAAAAAUGCAGAGUAUCGUGUGGGGAAUGGUGUUGUUUUUUUUUUAAACAUCUUUAUUGGAGUAUAAUUGCUUUACAAUGGUGUGUUAGUUUCUGCUUUAUAACAAAGUGAAUCAGUUAUACAUAUGUUCCCAUAUCUCUUCCCUCUUGCGUGUUCUUAUCAUAAAGUGCUAAUAACAUUGUUAGAUAAUUCAGCCAAAUAAAGCAGUAAUUGUGUACUCAUCACUAGAAGAUCAUGAAUCUUAAUAUAUUUUUGAAUAUAGUCUAUAAUUGUGUAAUUAUUCAUAUUUCAUUUUCAUGCAAGGAAAAAGACUUUAAACUUUAAUCAGUGUGGGGAUUACUCAGUUUGAUUUUAAGAUUCCUGCGAAACUUACUCUUGGUUUUUUAAUUGGUUUGGUUUGGUUUGGAUUUUCAUUUUUGAGCCCUUUGUUGUUAAAUCACUGUAUUUAAUUGUAAAUCUCAUUUUACUAGUCAGGCACAUGAUUGAUUAUAGCAAAUAAAUUGAGCAUAUAAGC
Aethalodelphis obliquidens (Pacific white-sided dolphin) is the source of this 4399-nucleotide messenger RNA. RefSeq names its product ESF1 nucleolar pre-rRNA processing protein (gene ESF1). The transcript is spliced from 14 exons. Lineage: Eukaryota; Metazoa; Chordata; Mammalia; Artiodactyla; Delphinidae. Gene Ontology annotation, cellular component: nucleus. The record is from RefSeq and is a predicted model, not a curated record. Bases 144 to 2738 code for a protein of 864 amino acids. Gene Ontology annotation, biological process: rRNA processing. Gene Ontology annotation, molecular function: RNA binding.